Notolabrus celidotus (New Zealand spotty) is the source of this 1564-nucleotide messenger RNA. RefSeq names its product toll-like receptor 2. Gene Ontology annotation, molecular function: protein binding; lipopolysaccharide binding. Gene Ontology annotation, cellular component: membrane raft; lipopolysaccharide receptor complex; external side of plasma membrane. Lineage: Eukaryota; Metazoa; Chordata; Actinopteri; Labriformes; Labridae. Bases 57 to 1397 code for a protein of 446 amino acids. The record is from RefSeq and is a predicted model, not a curated record. The transcript has 2 exons. Gene Ontology annotation, biological process: positive regulation of non-canonical NF-kappaB signal transduction; positive regulation of type I interferon production; inflammatory response.
GAAAAAGAAAAGGAAGGGAAGUGGCAGAAAAUCAGAAGCCAGCUCUCCUACCCAACAUGGCACUGAAUUGGAUUCUGAUCCUGCUCUUCCUUUUGGGACUCACUGUGACUUCAGUAGCACACACUCCACUUUGCAGUUACAAUGAGGAUACGACUCGCUGUGUGUGCAAUGUAAUGGUCAUACAAUCCCCAGAGAGUCUGUUUUGUUUCUUGGCCCGAGAGCUGGAGCUGAGAGAUGGCAACCUGGAGUUAAAUUUGAGGAGUAUAACCUCAAAUGUAAAUUUUAUUCAGCUCUAUAGGAUUAAAAAACUGAUUUUCAACAAUGUCACAAUAUCCGAUUCGUCCUUUCAUGAAAUGAUCAGUUUUCUGUCCCUGUCGCAAUUAAAUGAUAUUGAAAUUAUUUCCUCCACUAUUGAUGUUGUCCAGCCGUUCCUGCUUAUCCAUGCACUGAAGCCAUCUGAAAUUCAAACCCCUCGGCUAGAGGAAGUGACAGUGGACUCCUCUUUCCUUCAGCCCCCCUUCCAGGCACUCCACCAUUGGGUGUUUGGCUCCCUGACCUCCUUUGGUCUUGUCCGUUCCUGCCUGUUUGAGUUCAACUGCUACUGGGCUCAUAAAGCAGAAAACCUGACUCUCCUGGAUCUGUCAGAAAACACCAUCUCUCUCAUAAGCCUGCAGAAUAUCUCACAUUGCUCCUCUGUUUCAUUCAAGAAUCUGAAAUCUCUUCAUCUUAGAAACAGCAACCUGACCUCCCUGCAGCCUCUCUGCACACUCCUGAAUCUCACCACAGCCCUCACUGACCUCGAUGUCAGCAGGAACAAUUUCACCAUCUUCCAUUUUCCACACUGCCUCCAGGUGAAGCCACUCAGGAUGCUCAAUCUCUCUCACUCAGGGAUCAAGGAGGUUAACUCGUUCCUCUCUGCGUCUCUGGAAGAACUGGAUCUAAGUUAUAAUUCUCUGGAGGUGUUUAAUAAUCCACCACAGACCCUGAAAAAACUGAACUUAGCCAACAACCACCUCAUAAACCUCCACUUUCUGGGUAACCUAUCCUAUCUCAAAGAUCUAAAUGUGGACAGUAACCAGCUCACAGUCUUGACAGAUCAGACAAACGUUGGUCUGAGUGCACUGCGGCAGCUUGAUGUUCUCCAUGCAGGAAGGAACCCAUAUCAGUGUGACUGUAACCUAUCUGAGACCGUCCUUCUACUGAACAAUGCAAACAGUGCAUCUGUGGAUCCUCACAUGUUCCUGUGUGCCACACCAGAGGUCCAGAAAGGGAAUCAAAUAAUGAAAUAUUCCUUUGAAACAUGUGUGAAGCCAAUCAGUAGGGUACAGCAUUACCGACCUCAUCUCUGUGUGACACUCUUCAUGGGUUUAGUGUCACAACUGAUUAAUACAUAUUGAUCUUUGCAGCAGGCAUUAUUGUUGGUCUACAGUAUAUCUUCGAAAAAUACCUUGUAGAAUGUUCGUAAUCAAUGGCUUGGGUAUAGGUGAAAUAAUCAUUGAAAUGCAUAUUUAUCAGUCAUUCUUUUAGUUACCAGGUUAUAAGAAAUCUUGUUGUUCAAAUGGAU